GGCUAAUGUAAUAUAAAAAGCAGUUCCACUCAAAUCUGUACUAAGGCGUUUCAUUUCAUCAUAAUAUAAAACAGCAGAUCCAUCACCUUUCUCUACUCUGUACUCUUGAUUUCGAGGUUGAAGUGACAAUUUGAAGCUGUUCGCUCUGGCUCACCAACUGGUUACAUUGCUUAGUCUUAUUUCAAGCCAGUAGGAUUGAUCAGUAAUAUUGGAAUUUGACUGAUCACAUCGGUUUGAAAAGAAAGGUGUAUUGGCAACAAAAAGUUCCUCCAAGAUGGACUAUUUUUUGGAUGUUGAGUCUGCUCACAGACUGAUGUUAUACAGUCAAGGAGCUCAAGCUCGCCGGGCGACCCUGCUCACCGUACCCACAUUAAUGGCGGCAUCUUCGGAGGAGGAGAUAGACCGGAGACCCAUCAGGAGAGUCAGGUCCAAGAGUGACACCCCUUACCUCGCAGAGGCCAGGAUCUCCUUCAAUCUUGGGAGAGAGAGAUCAUAUGAAGCAGAGAUGGGAAACGACCUUCUAAGUUAUCUGCUCCAUUCCCCUUUCAAUGAAGCUGACGAAGUGGAAAGACUGGCUGCAAUGCGUUCAGACUCUCUAGUACCAGGCACCCACACUCCUCCAAUCAGGCGAAGAAGUAAGUUUGCCAAUAUAGGAAGGAUUUUCAAGCCAUGGAAAUGGAGGAAGAAGAAGAGUGAAAAGUUCAAACACACUUCUGCAGCUCUUGAAAGAAAAAUAUCAAUGAGGCAAAGCAGAGAGGAGCUGAUAAAACGAGGAGUCUUGAAGGAAAUCUAUGAUAAAGAUGGGGAGCUUUCCAUACCAAAUGAAGGAUCAUUGGAGAAUGGGCAGGCUCUGAGCUCCAGCCAGAUUUCACUACCAGGCCUAGCAGAACUGGAAUCAGGUUCCGCGUCUGGGGAACCCUGUUCGUAUGAGGUGCUCCCAACCACAGAUAUCAUGGAUGGGACAGUGUCUGAAGAGAGCCCCAGAUCCAGUGAGUCUGGAGUCCUCCUGUCCCAAGAUCCUUCAGCUAAACCAGUCCUGCUACUUCCCCCCAAAAAAUCUGCUGCUUUCCCUGGAGACCAUGAGGACACCCCAGUGAAACAGCUGUCCCUCCUCAAACAGCCCCCUGCCCUGCCUCCUAAACCCAUUGCCAGGAUUGCCAACCACUUAACUGAUCCUGGCGGUCCUAUGAAACUGCCUUGUAUGCCAGUUAAACUAUCGCCUCCGCUACCUCCAAAGAAAGUCAUGAUUUGCAUGCCUUUAGGGGGGACAGACCUCUCUCUUGGGUCCUAUUCCAUGCAGAAGAGUUCCCAGCAGCCUUUGGCUCCACACCACCACUCUGUACUGCCAUCCCAAUUAGCAGCGCACCAGCACCAGCUUCCGUAUGGCAGCCACAGCCAGCAUCUGCCUUCUGGAUCCAGCUCAUUACCUAUUCACCCUUCAGGGUGCCGGAUGAUAGAUGAAUUGAACAAGACACUGGCCAUGACCAUGCAGAGGCUAGAAAGCUCUGGUUUACACCCGGGUGACAGUGUCACGAAAACAGGACCUGGAGGCCUUUCAGACAUGAGACAAGUGCCAACCGUUGUGAUCGAAUGCGAUGACGAUAAAGAAAAUGUGCCUCAUGAAUCUGAUUAUGAAGAUUCUUCCUGCCUUUACUCAAGAGAGGAAGAGGAUGAUGAGGAAGAUGAGGAUGAUGAUAGCUCAUUAUUUACAAGUUCUCUGGCAAUGAAAAUCUGCAGACAGGAUUCUUUAGCAAUCAAACUUAGCAACAGGCCCUCCAAACGAGAGCUGGAGGAAAAGAACAUCCUCCCAAAGCAGACUGAUGAGGAGAGACUUGAACUGAGGCAGCAGAUUGGAACAAAGCUAACAAGACGACUGAGCCAGAGGCCCACUGCUGAGGAACUGGAGCAGAGGAACAUUCUGAAACCUCGGAAUGAGCAAGAGGAGCAGGAGGAAAAACGGGAGAUAAAGAGAAGAUUAACACGCAAGCUGAGCCAAAGGCCCACAGUGGAAGAGCUGCGUGAGAAAAAGAUCCUCAUCCGCUUCAGUGACUACGUGGAAGUGGCAGAUGCUCAGGACUAUGACAGGAGGGCGGACAAACCUUGGACGCGACUCUCAGCCGCCGACAAAGCAGCCAUUCGAAAAGAGCUCAAUGAAUUUAAAAGCACUGAAAUGGAGGUUCAUGAAUUAAGCAAGCAUCUAACAAGGUUUCAUAGACCGUAGCAGUUCAAUUCUACUUGACUACUAUGCCAUCUUUAAAACCUAACUAAAAAGAACCGUAAGUGCUGGUAUUAUUCACUUCCUGUUGCGUACAAUGUAAAUCUUCUGAACUGCCUUUUUAAAAUAAUUAAAUUAAAGAGAUAAAUGAAAAUAAAGGGGGGGAGAAGCAAAAAUGGAAAUUGUACUUACAUGUGAUGGGUACUGCUACAUCAUCAGACCUGCUGGCACAAGCUUCGAUAAUAGAAAAUACCCCUGGUGGGAAUCAUACCAAGAGCUGGCAUCUAUGUUUCUGACUUCCUGACAUGUGGAUUCACCAUAUUUGUCCAAGCCCAACUGGUAAUGCGUCCAUUCUGUCUUCAGUCACCCUGCAUCCUUGCAAGCAUCUGUCGCCUGACUCCGAAGAAAGCUGAGGCACUUGGUGGUGUUCUGGGAAUGACUGUGCUGGGUGAAGCCUCCAAGAGGCCUGCAGCCACGUUAAAGCACUUUUAGUCCAAACACUUCAUUCAGCUUAGGAGCACCUUAGAAGGACAAUGAGGGAGGAGAACUGCUCUCAGGACCUGCCCACUUUCCGAGUACAAAGAAAUUCACUUUCCAUGGAGGAGUUUGUGACUGGUUGAUCUUCACCAUUUUGGUUCACAAGAACAAGAACAGCAUUCCUUACUGAAGGGUGGUUUGGCUCAAUCAACUUUUUGUUUUCCAAACCUAAUUAUGACUCCACAAACAUUAAGUAACAAUAAUAUUGGUAAAUAACAAGCAAAAGGCACUGCCUUGACCUUGUGUAGUCAUUGGUACCUGUGCCUAGUGAUCGUAAAGGCGCGUAGAGCACAAUCAAAUCAGAAUAGCUGGGUUUUCCCUCCAGUUCACACAGGCGUAAGGCAGCAGUGACUCGGGUCCAAGGUCUGGAUUCCAAGAAGGUAUCCAUGGGAUAUGUAUUAUUCUGUAUGUCUGAGAUUUUUAAAGGGCAGAUUGGGCAUGUACAGGCCUGCACUUCAAUCAUAUUGAGAAUAAUCUUUUCUUGGUUCUGGUGUAGCAAAACGUGGGCCUCAUGUAACAAAAAUAUACUAUUGUAUUGUUAUGGAUGGCUCAGAAUUGUCUGCAGUAUUUAGAACCAAGGCAAUAGGCAAAAACCCAGGGGCUUUUUUAUACUGGCAUGCUUUUAUCUGUUAAAAUGGCCACUUACAGCUCAGUACUCACUCUAGCCCUGACCCAGCAAAGCAAUUCAGCGGGUCAAGCAUGUGCUGAAGUGCUUUGCUGGAUCAGGACCAGAGGGUUCAGCGCCUUGCAGCAUCCAGCCCUGACACAAUAUAAACCUAUCAAGCUGGAAACAAAUGUCUGUGAUUUAAUCCCUUAUGAGAAAAUAUACUGCUGCACUCUGUAUAAAUGGGCCAAAACGCUGAACUAACAUUACUGUAAGUUGCAAUGCUCUGGAUCGUGACUGUGGAAUAAUAUCAAAUGUUGUUUUGCUUUUGAAAGUUUGUGCAGGGAGGCCUAGGUUUUCUAUGACAACGGUAUCCUUUGCAAGAGUUCACGUGCACACACAACCACGCACCCUUCCUCCUAUUCUUCCCUGGAGUGCCCUGGUAAUACAAUACCCACCCCCUCCACUGAUUUCAGAUUAGCAUCAGAUUGCGGUUGCUUUAACAGGUGUAUGUUAUGUGUCCAGUUAUGUGCAGCACACGCUCAGCUCCUCUUGGACCUGUUUCUCAUCCCACUUGCCCUGGUGUAAAUCAGCAGCAACGCCAUCUAACUCAGUGAAGUUACAUUAGUAUAAAGCCCACGUAAAUGACAUCAGAAUAAUGCCUAUUGAUUUCCUUAAGGAACUGAGGCUGGUCAGCACCUACCAGGAUUGGGCUGUAUCUGAGAAGAGUGGAAGCGUUUCAGUCUCAUCUGAGGUCACCCAUGUGACUUAUGAGUGAGCAUUUGGGGAAUAUUGAAUGUCUGUUACAGGGUGGAGGGCAUUAAAAAGAAAGCAAAGAGCACCUCAGCCAAUCCCACAGGAGCCAAAGUACUGACUGUUGCCCUUUUGCCUCAUUUCUAUUUGAGGUAAUAGGUCUUUGAAGUUAUUACUUAGCACUGUUAGUGGUUUCACAAUAGCCUAAAAAUAAAGAUGAUUCCUGCAUCCUCAUCACACGCACAGGAUAUACUUACCUGGACUUGUCAAAAGAAAAUAAUAGUCCCAAUACACUCUGGGUGAAGAUGAUUUAUCUUAGACAGAGGAAGCCCUGCCUUCUGUAUAAAUAUGAUCUGCCAGUGACGAGUUCUAACUGACUUGAUUGCAGGACAUUGCAGAUUAAAGUUAGUGGGGAAGUACAGUGCAGUUCCUCAGACAAGAGUUCACCAGCAGUGAGAACCUGAUGUUCAACGUUAUCAGCACAGUGCAGGAACAGCAGAGCAGGUAUCCGCCUAGCACAUAUUGCUGCAGGGUUUUUUCCCUGAAACCACAGGUGUGCAUAUUAUUAAAUUCACUCUCACAUAUGGCUUGAAAGAAGAAAACAAAGGUCUUGGCAUUAUGAAAUGGCCUGGCAACAUGGCUGCUUCAAACAGCUGCAAGCCCCGGGAUUCAGAAUGUGACCUCCCACAGCUGCCCACAUGUCCUGGCAUCUCUGCCUGGUUGUCUGAGGUUAAGUCAGAUGGGAGGGCUGAGGAAGCAGUAGCGACAGAAAUCAGAGUAUUCAGAACUUGUGUGUUGGUGGGAGGCACAAAGGAACAGAACGGGUGGAUUUGGGUUUCUUGUUAAACAGGAGGAAUGAGAGGCUGAGAUAAGGGGAUAGGCAUCAAGCUGUUGCUAUCACUGCAGACUUCUCAGGCAACACUAAGCCGCUGGUGGAGGAGCACGCACAGGAAAUGCCACUGUAGCAAUACAACCUGUCCCUUGUGUGUCAGGGCCAUGUCGCAACCCCCAGUACACCUGCAGGUCAGGCAGCCGGACUGAACUGGCCCUGAUCAGUGGUUUUCUAGUUUACCCAGAACGAGGUCUCCACUGUAUGGUCACAAUAUUGCAGGCUACCAUGUGGCUGGAGAUAAGGAAUAAAGCCAGAUCCCACUGAACUCCCAGGAAGUUUUUUUCAGGAUUUGCUCGGCACUGAGACAAGACGUGGAAGGCGUUUGAGGUAUUCUUCCAUUUGCCUGACAUUCUAGCAGAAGACAUUGCAGUUCCGCUGUGAUCUGAAACAGUGGAACUGCCAUAUUUCUCAUGAGCUGCAGCUACAGCACAUCGCAGGGGAAUCCAGGUGAAAUGCCCAGCAUAGCAGCAUCAGUCCAUGCUACACAGCUGGCAUUUCUUCUCCCCCGAGCCUAAAGAUGUUUGGGUGUUUAACAGGAAUUAUGCCCUGACAAGGCAUCUUCCUGAAAGGUGACUUGUUGGUGACUGAACACUGCAUUGUGCCCUCAGUUUACUUACAUCACUCCGAUUGACAUUCAUGGAAGUUUAAGAGAAAAAUGAGGACAGACUAUUUUUUUUUAAAUCUAUUUUCUGCAGAAGUGCAAAUGCUUUUCCCAUCAAAUACUCUGCUAAAGCCAUGUCCACUGAGUUACUGUACUUGGGAUUCCAGCUUUUCUUAAAAAAAAAUUGGCCAAGUAGAGCUAAUAAUAAAGCAGAUAAUUUUUCUACUGAACGUUCAGUUAUCAGCAAUGAGUUUCAUUUGGAUUAGAAGGAUUUAUAAUCAUCAUAGCACACAAUUCACUUUAACCAGCUUAAAGAAACAAAACUAGGUUGAUGAGAGCAAAAUUUUCAUCUACUCAUCAUUGAUUGCUAAAAACUAUGUGGAGGGAAAAAUGCCAAUGGUGAAAAAGAAAAUAUAUUAGUAAUAAUCUAAUGAAUCAAUGUUAAUACUUACAAGGUGUAAUGCAACAUCUGCUCUAGAACUUAUGGAAAUAUUAGUGGAAAACUAAAGGGGAAAAAACAAGGAGUUAUGGUAAAAAUAAUCAUAAAACUCCUAAUUGAAUGUUUUGCUUAGUUUGAGAAAGUGACACAAACUACUGAGAAGUGAUGGUGACGUCUAUUCCUCCACCUCCAGGCCAGAAAUCGUGUAAAA
Molecule: messenger RNA, 6252 nt
Organism: Chrysemys picta bellii (western painted turtle)
Lineage: Eukaryota; Metazoa; Chordata; Testudines; Emydidae
Gene: PHACTR1
Product: phosphatase and actin regulator 1
Biological process (GO): stress fiber assembly; cell motility
Molecular function (GO): actin binding
Source: RefSeq, a predicted model, not a curated record